This is a messenger RNA of Coregonus clupeaformis (lake whitefish), 1818 nucleotides long. RefSeq names its product methyl-CpG-binding domain protein 2-like. The transcript is spliced from 7 exons. Bases 334 to 1131 code for a protein of 265 amino acids. Gene Ontology annotation, molecular function: DNA binding. The record is from RefSeq and is a predicted model, not a curated record. NCBI's taxonomy places the organism in Eukaryota, Metazoa, Chordata, Actinopteri, Salmoniformes, Salmonidae.
GUGCUGUUGCCAAGCGCUGGGUCAGCACCGAGAUAACAGCACCGAGAUAACUGCCGUUACUCACAGUUGGAUAGUUGAAGAUCAAAGAGGGAAACUGUCCAACCAACGAUAUAGCUAUCUAUCUAUCUAUCUACCGAAAGUCCCGAUACAAUCGCGGAAAUAACAAGUUCAAAGUUUAGCUCCCGUUUAGUAGUUAGCAGUUGAAACGGCUUCAGGAGCUUCACGUUAGAUCGCCAGGUCAGCUGUAUUUAUUAACACGUUGUUGUAUUCUUUUAGCUAUUUGUCGGCCUUGAAUAACGAUUGGGGUGAUUCCCAAUCAUAAAGUAUUGCUGGAUGAUUAUGGAGAAGAAGAGGAUGGAUUGCCCCUCUCUGCCACCGGGUUGGAAGAAAGAAGAAGUGAUCCGGAAGUCAGGGCUCAGUGCUGGCAAGUGUGAUGUGUAUUACUACAGUCCCAAGGGGAAGAAGUUCCGGAGCAAACCUCAGCUGUCCCGUUACCUAGGCAACACGGUGGACCUGGGAUGCUUCGACUUCCGAACGGGCAAGAUGAUGCCCAGCAAGCUGCAGAAGAGCAAACAGAGGCUACGGAAUGAGAAUCUCACCAUCAACAAGGGUAAACCAGACCUGAACACAGCACUUCCUAUCAGACAGACAGCCUCCAUCUUUAAACAGCCCGUCACCAAAGUGGUGAACCACCCCAGCAACAAGGUGAAGACAGACCUGCAGAGAGCCACAGAGCAGCCCAGACAGCUGUUCUGGGAGAAGCGAUUGAAGGGCCUGAGGGUGUCAGCCAUCACAGAAGAGGUCCUCAGGACCAUGGAGCUUCCCAAAGGUUUAACAAGUGUGGGUCCAGACACGUCAGACGAGACUCUCCUCGCGGCCAUUGCCAGCGCCCUCCACAUGAGCUCCUCCCCCAUCACGGGACAGACGACCUCGGCUGCAGAGAAGAACCCGGCUGUCUGGCUGAACACGUCACAGCCCCUCUGUAAGGCCUUCAUCGUCACCGACCAGGACAUCCAGGAACAGGAGCUGAAGGUGAUCCAGGCCCGCAGGUGUCUGGAGGAUGCACUGAUGGCAGAUGGGUUGGCGCGGGCCGCCGAAUCCAGCAGAGACUCAGAGGACAAGGCUGCAUAGACCAAAGAUGUGUCUCUACCACAGUGUCUCUACCACCGUCUCCACAGUGUCUCUACCACAGGCAGGCUCCUCAAUGCUGAAGACGAAGACAGUCAUCAUACACAGAGGCUACGUCCCAAAUGGCACCCUAUUCCUUAUAAAGUGCACUACUUUUGACCAGACCGCUAUGGCCCUUGUCAAAAGCAGUGCACUACAUAGGGAUUUGAGUGCCAUUAGGGACGCCUCCAGAGACGGUCAUCACUCAGUCUGCUUCUAAAGCUCGGACCCGUGCACAACGUCAUACAUCCCGACCCGUGCACAACGUCAUACAUCCCUUGAUACCUAACUCACCUAGCUUCAAACCAAGGCCUUUUUGACUAAACUAUUUUUGAUGUAAAUAUCUAUAUAUAAUUUCAGAACAAUGCUUAUUUUGUGUCAGAAUUUUGCAUUUAAAUACUCUUUUUAUAAAGGUGAAUAUUGAGCAAUACUAUUUGAACUUCUGGGAACUUUGUUGCAAUCUGCUGGAUUUGUAUUGCUAACUAUUUUAGGGAUUGAAUAUUCUUUUCAGGGUCUGUAACACAUGAUUCAUUCAUUUACAUGAACAUGAAUGGAAAAACUGCUUAUUUAAGACAAAUUUUAUACCUUGAGAGAAAAAAAUGUGUACAUUUCUUGCAUCACUUUAGAGUAAAUAAAUGAUUAUAUUCACAA